ACGGGACAUCUUUCUCCUAAACCAUCAUAUUUUCCUAUUUGUGGUGGAGUAACGGACAUCUCGUCAUCGUUACCAAACAAGGUUCUAUUAACGACAAAGACAAAUAAAGCGUGCUCCUUCAGUGUUGAAGUUAUCCUUUCCGUGGGUCCUUCCUGGGAAGCAGCUGCACAACAAGCCAUGAACAACCAACAACCAGGCGGAGGCGCAAGGCACCAUCCGGCGAUGCCGACUUGGUCGCAUAUUGGAGACACAAAUUCACUUCACACAGUUUACUACCAGCAUCUAAGUGGUUAUAAUCAAGGGCAACCGGGCAGGCUUUCCAGGGGAACCUUCGUGCGGAGAUCUGGCAGGAGAAUCCGUACCAGCUACACCGACGACCAGCUGACCAAACUAGAAGAAGUGUUCAGUAAGCAGCGGUACAUGACCGGGACUGAGAAGAUGCUUCUGGCCUCAGUGCUGAGACUGACCCAGACACAGGUCAAAGUCUGGUUCCAGAACAGGAGAACGCGUUGGAGGAAGGCCCAUGGGGACAUUGCCGGUGUACCGGAGAGCCACGCUCACGGUGAAACACCGAGCAAGGAGACGGAUGAGUUGAUUUCCGUGGACAAUGACGAGUCAUGGGUGUAUUUUUGAUUUAAAGUUAUAUUACUAAAUGCCUUGAGGCCAUCACACACAUUCACGGUGAUUCUUGAAUUAUUGUCAAACAAGAGCGACUAUAUUUUACCACUGUGUGGCCUGGCAUGGGAUGCUUCAGCUCGUCAAUCAGCUAACAACUAGGCUGAAGAUUUAGCCGUGUCAUUUUUGUAAUGUAUUUUAUAUUCCUCUUUCACAACAUCUCUUAUGUGAUUUAGUUUUUUUUUCCAUCUCACAGACUUUUUUAUUGUGUUUCUUUUCAGUUUAUGUUGUGCAUUUAUCCAUGUACUGAACCCAGGAUAUAGGCCUUGCUUUCUGUACUGAACCCAGGAUAUAGGCCUAGCUUUCUAUACUGAACCCAGGAUAUAGGCCUAGCCUUCUGUACUGAACCCAGGAUAUAGGCCUUGCUUUCUGUAUUGAACCCAGGAUAUAGGCCUAGCUUUCUAUACUGAACCCAGGAUAUAGGCAUAGCCUUCUGUACUGAACCCAGGAUAUAGGCCUUGCUUUCUAUACUGAACCCAGGAUAUAGGCCUAGCUUUCUGUACUGAACCCAGGAUAUAGGCCUAGCUUUCUUUACUGAACCUAGGAUAUAGGCCUAGCUUUCUGUACUGAACCCAGGAUAUAGGCCUAGCCCUCUGUACUGAACCCAGGAUAUAGGCCUAGCCCUCUGUACUGAACCCAGGAUAUAGGCCUAGCCCUCUGUACUGAACCCAGGAUAUAGGCCUAGCCUUCUGUACUGAACCCAGGAUAUAGGCCUUGCUUUCUGUAUUGAACCCAGGAUAUAGGCCUAGCUCUCUAUACUGAACCCAGGAUAUAGGCCUAGCCCUCUGUACUGAACCCAGGAUAUAGGCCUAGCUUUCUGUACUGAACCCAGGAUAUAGGCCUAGCCCUCUGUACUGAACCCAGGAUAUAGGCCUUGCUUUCUGUACUGAACCCAGGAUACAGGCCUAGCUUUCUGUACUGAACCCAGGAUAUAGGCCUAGCCCUCUGUACUGAACCCAGGAUAUAGACCUAGCCCUCUGUACUGAACCCAGGAUAUAGGCCUAGCCCUCUGUACUGAACCCAGGAUAUAGGCCUUGCUUUCUGUACUGAACCCAGGAUACAGGCCUAGCCCUCUGUACUGAACCCAGGAUAUAGACCUAGCCCUCUGUACUGAACCCAGGAUAUAGACCUAGCCCUCUGUACUGAACCCAGGAUAUAGGCCUAGCCCUCUGUACUGAACCCAGGAUAUAGGCCUAGCCCUCUGUACUGAACCCAGGAUAUAGGCCUAGCCCUCUGAACUGAACCCAGGAUAUAGGCCUAGCCCUCUGUACUGAACCCAGGAUAUAGGCCUAGCCCUCUGUACUGAACCCAGGAUAUAGGCCUAGCCCUCUGUACUGAACCCAGGAUAUAGACCUUGCCCUCUGUACUGAACCCAGGAUAUAGGCCUAGCCCUCUGUACUGAACCCAGGAUAUAGGCCUAGCCCUCUGUACUGAACCCAGGAUAUAGACCUAGCCCUCUGUACUGAACCCAGGAUAUAGACCUAGCCUCCUAAUUCUAUACUGCUAUUUUUUUCUGUUCUACUGAUUACUGUCUCUAUAUGUUAGUUUUGACUGAUAUUUUUUAGCUACUUGAU
Oncorhynchus tshawytscha (Chinook salmon) is the source of this 2249-nucleotide messenger RNA. RefSeq names its product homeobox protein notochord-like. Lineage: Eukaryota; Metazoa; Chordata; Actinopteri; Salmoniformes; Salmonidae. The transcript is spliced from 2 exons. The record is from RefSeq and is a predicted model, not a curated record. Gene Ontology annotation, molecular function: DNA binding; DNA-binding transcription factor activity, RNA polymerase II-specific. The coding region runs from base 178 to 633 and encodes 151 amino acids. Gene Ontology annotation, biological process: regulation of DNA-templated transcription.